UAUAUAAUUUUGUUGAUAUAUGAUUAUUUAAACCACUUGAUUUUGGUUGGAUUCCAAGAUAUUAACAUUGCAAAAAUCAACCCAUUGCUCCUGCUGAAACAGAAUCUUCAAAUCCGAUCGAACGGAAGGGUGAUUGAUUAGGGUUUUCAAAAUUUCAAAAAUUAAAAUCUAUAUUAUUAUAUGAUGGCGAAUCUGUAUGUCAAAGCGACGCCACCGGCCGAUCUGAAUAGAAACACUGAUUGGUUCACGUAUCCAGGUGUAUGGACCACCUAUAUACUCAUACUGUUCUUCUCCUGGCUUACCGUUCUCUCUGUUUUCGGUUGCUCUCCUGGCAUGGCCUGGACCAUAGUCAACCUCGUCCAUUUUCUCAUCACUUAUCACUUUUUUCAUUGGAAAAAAGGAACUCCCUUUGCUGAAGAUCAAGGGAUUUACAAUAGUUUGACUUGGUGGGAGCAGAUAGACAAUGGAAAGCAGCUUACUCGCAAUAGAAAGUUCCUCACUGUUGUUCCUGUGGUGCUGUACUUGAUUGCAUCACAUACCACUGACUACGAACAUCCAAUGCUCUUUUUCAACACCCUUGCAGUGGCUGUGCUUGUUAUUGCCAAGUUCCCUAAUAUGCACAAGGUCCGGAUUUUUGGAAUCAAUGCAGAUAAGUGAGUUGGUAGGGUGACAACGACAGUUUUACCUGCUUAAAAGCUACUGAUCUUUGUGUUCUGCACAAAUUUUACAUCACUGUAUAGAAGGCCACUGGGAUGAUAAUAUUUGAAUAUGUAAUGUCUUUGAACGAAGGAAUAAGUGUAAUCUGAGUUAUCCUGUACAGUAGAUAAUUUUUAUUUUGUGGAUGGUCAUUUAUUACAGUUCUGAUAUCCGCAUAUCACAUUCAAUAUUCUAUUA
This is a messenger RNA of Mangifera indica (mango), 894 nucleotides long. RefSeq names its product ORM1-like protein 3. NCBI's taxonomy places the organism in Eukaryota, Viridiplantae, Streptophyta, Magnoliopsida, Sapindales, Anacardiaceae. The transcript is spliced from 3 exons. The record is from RefSeq and is a predicted model, not a curated record. Gene Ontology annotation, cellular component: endoplasmic reticulum membrane. Gene Ontology annotation, biological process: ceramide metabolic process; negative regulation of ceramide biosynthetic process; intracellular sphingolipid homeostasis. Bases 181 to 657 code for a protein of 158 amino acids.